AUGCUGCGUCGAAUUGCUCAGCGGUCUCUCCCGCGCCUCUCGCGCGCCUUCCACGGCUCGGCCCCCGCUCUAGCACCGGCCUCCAUGACGGUUCGAGAAGCCCUCAACACCGCCAUAGACGAGGAGCUCGAGCGUGAUGAUCGAGUCUUUGUGAUCGGCGAAGAGGUUGCCGAAUACGACGGCGCGUACAAAGUCACCAAAGGCCUGCACGCCAAGUACGGCGAUCAGCGCGUUGUCGACACCCCGAUCACCGAAGCCGGCUUUGCUGGGCUUGCCACCGGUGCCGCUAUGGGUGGUCUCCGCCCAAUUGCAGAGUUUAUGACCUUCAACUUUUCCAUGCAGGCCAUCGAUCAUAUUGUCAACUCAGCCGCCAAGACCUUGUACAUGUCCGGUGGACAAAUUCAGGUGCCGAUAGUGUUUCGCGGGCCGAAUGGGGCGUCUGCGGGCGUUGGGGCGCAACAUUCGCAAUGCUUUGCUGCGUGGUACGGAUCGGUUCCCGGUUUGAAGGUGAUCUCGCCGUACGACGUAGAGGACGCGAGGGGGCUUUUAAAGAGCGCCAUACGGGACGAUAACCCUGUGGUGUGUCUGGAGAAUGAGCUUAUGUAUAAUGUUGUGUUUGACAACUUGUCGGAUGAGACGCUGAGCCCGGACUUUUUGUUGCCGAUCGGCAAGGCAAAGGUGAUGCGCGAGGGGACCGACGUCACUAUUGUGGCGCAUAGCAGACCGGUGGCUUUCGCGCUGGAGGCGGCGGAGAUUUUGGCGGAGGAGGGCGUGUCGGCAGAGGUAAUUAACUUACGUUCGAUUCGUCCGUUGGAUCGUGAAACGAUUACAGAGAGUGUGAAGAAGACUAAUCGAUUGGUGACGGUGGAAGGAGGAUGGCCAAUGUUUGGGAUUGGAUCUGAGAUUUGCGCUGCGGUGUUUGAAUCGGAUGCGUUUGAGUACUUGGAUGCACCCGUGCAGAGAGUUUGUGGAGCAGAUGUGCCAACACCGUAUGCUGAUAACCUGGAACAGAAGGCAUUUCCGAAGACAGACGACGUUGUGACGGCGGCGCGAGCGGCGAUGGCAAGGAACUUGCCGUUGGCGGCCUAG
This is a messenger RNA of Chondrus crispus (carragheen), 1089 nucleotides long. RefSeq lists its product as hypothetical. NCBI's taxonomy places the organism in Eukaryota, Rhodophyta, Florideophyceae, Gigartinales, Gigartinaceae. The coding region runs from base 1 to 1089 and encodes 362 amino acids. Gene Ontology annotation, biological process: pyruvate decarboxylation to acetyl-CoA. The record is from RefSeq and is a predicted model, not a curated record. Gene Ontology annotation, molecular function: pyruvate dehydrogenase (acetyl-transferring) activity. The transcript has a single exon.